AAGCGCGAGACAGUUUUAACAUGUAACCAGUUUUGCAUCUGCCAUUUAAAAAAAAAAAAAAAAAAAAAAAAUUUUAGCGUCAGUCCUCCUCCUGACUGCAGAACAAGUAAAAUAGCUGUUUAAUUGUUGGAUUAUCCGCUGCUAUUAUAUGAGCAUUUCUCCCAAAAGGUUUGAAUGAAACAUUUGCCAUGAAGCAUCCUUCAACAGUCACGUGUGUGACGACGUGUGUGACGAAAAUGCUUUUGACAUCAGAUUUGUUCUCCAAAAUGACCGAGGGGUCGCCUUUUGCUUCCAUAACGCUCAUGUCUUGUCUGCUUAUAGGCCUUCUUGUUAGGUGUCAGCAGUAGCUAUGAGUAGCUUGAAGAAUCCAGAGUCUGAUCACUCUGAAGAAGAUAUCAGGGUGUACGCACGGGACAUAGGAAUUGAUCCAGACAAUGAGCCAGAGCUUUUGUGUUUAGCUAGGGAAGCUAUAUUUGCCCAUCUGCCCCCAGGGUGGACUGAAAGCUAUGAUGAGAGUGGAAACCCAAUAUUUCACAACCACUAUUUGCAGACAACCACUAAUGAACACCCCUGUAAAGUGCAGUACCGUAAAAUGGUGGCUCAGGAACGUGAGCGUAUCCAGCGCACCGGUGCCGUUGGAGGCUUUGUAAUCCAACUGGACAGAAAAGAGACUGAGGAGACGAAUAAUACGCACGCAGCACAUUUCUUCAGUGGAUUCUUAAGUUUAAUAAGCUGCAAGUGUGAUGAAACAACAUCCCUGACACUGAUCAGCUUUGACGACGAUGUCAUCUUCUCAGAAAAGGAGUACUCUGGGGGCACUGUUAGUGGCGGUCUAGCAGAGAAGUUGGAAAUCCUUCUUGAUAAGCCCCAUUCUUGGGACCAGAGUAGCGGCUCGCCACUGCAACAGCUGUCUAGCGGAUUUCCGAUCUCCGACAAUUCUAUUUACUGUGAUAGUCAGCUGGAGACGGAUGAAAAAGAUGAGGAGACUGAUACUGACAAGAGCCCAGAUGAAUCAAGAAAUGACUCCUCUGCAGCCAAAGAGGACCAGGAGAAAGACCUUUUCAAUAAACCUGGACCUUCUUUUUACAGAGGAUUCUUGAGUGUUUUAGGCUUUGGGAAGGGUGAAUGUUUUUUCUAUGCACCUUCAAGAAGUGAUCAUGAAGACAAUGCAAAGGAGGGUUUCUUUCACAGUGGAUUCUUGAGUAUUAUGCAUACCAGGGAAGAUGAUCAAGUAGAUAUUGGUCUCAUGGCUGAAAAGGAAAAUCCUCUUUGCUUUGACUAUCUGCUAGAGAUGGAUAUCAAAGAACAGGCAGAUCAGGUGACUGAGGCUCCCAAAAGCCAAGCAGAAUCAAGCAACGAGUCAUCAAGCACAUGCGUCUGGAGUGAACCAAAGUAUGGACACAACACAGGCACUUUUGAUAUUGAGGGUUCAGAAGACGAGGAGGAAGACGACUCACCCAUAACAGACUCAGCAGUGGCCAUCGGGGUUGUAGAUCCAGCAGAGGAGAUAACUGAGCUUGAGGUCCAGUCUGACGACCAAAGUCCAGAAUCACCAGAGCAGGAGGUUUCAGAAAGAGUUUUGGACAGCAGUGAUUCUGUUUUUGAGACAGAGACUAGUAGUAAGAGCCAAGACGAGUCGGGGAACGACUCCUCUGUUGAAGAUGAGGACAUCCAGUGCGGUGUUACUUGUGGGCGCUCACUAGCUAAGCACGAAGAAGACUUUCCCAAAACAAGUGAUGUACCAACUAAGGAACUGCUGAGAAAGACGGAAGAGGAGAAGGAGGAGGAGAUGGAGCUGUUUGAAAGGGAGAUGGAGAAAAAAAUACCACUCCGGAAGGAGAUCUUUCUGGAUGCUGAGCAAUCAAAAUGGCAAAAAGCGUUGAGUACACUCUUUUGCCAGGAGGAACUGAUGAGAGAUGAAGAUGGGCCAGCGGAGCAGUCAAAGAAGGAAAAGGAAAUGAUGUUGCGUCACCAACUAGACCAGUUGAGCAAAGAGGAGGAAGAGGAGGAAAUGGAAGAAUUGAGGAUAGAGAAAGACAAACAAAUGUGGCAACAAAAUGAGGCGAUAAGGAGAGAAGAUAAGUUAAUGAGGGACGAGGAGACAAGUGUACGGCUUCACCAGGAAGCAUCGAGAAUGAAAGAGGAGAUGGAUCGAUUUGAAGCUGGAAUGAAGACAGCACAUCUCCACAAGGAGAAACUCCUUACGGAUUGUCAGGAGAAGCUUUUGAGAAAUAAAGAGGAGGAAGCAGAGCAGUUCAAAUGGAAACUGGAGAUGCAAAUGCAUCCUUGCCAGAAGGAAGAGGAGAUAGAGCAAUUGAGGCACAUCCAGGAGGUACGGAUUAGUCGACAAAAGGAUGAGCUGAUAAGCGAGGAAGAGGAAGAGAUUGCUCGAUUGAUGACGGAAAAAGAGACAAGAGUCUGUCGACAAAAGGUGGAGUUGAGGAAAGAGGAAGAGGAAGAAGUGGAGAGAUUGAAGCACGCAAAGGAAAUGAGACUUCGUCACCGCCGGGAAGAACUGAGAAAGGGGGAAGAGGAGGAGGAGGAAUGGUUGAAGAGGGAAAUCGACAUGAGGAAAUGUUCCUUUGAAGAGGAGCUCAAUCGAGCUCAAAGGGAGGCAGAGCUGUUAUUGAUGCAAAAGCAGAUGAAGCGGCAAUUCUGCCUCGAAGUGCUCAGGAAAGAGGAAGUGGAGCAAGCAGAGCAGUUGAAGAGGGAAAAGGAGAUACGGAUGUUUCAACAAAAGGAGGAGCUGAUGGAAGAGGAAAUGGAGGAGGUGGCACUCUUGAAGAAGGAGGUGGAUGAAAGAAUCCGUCGCUACCUGGAAGAGCUGAGAUGUGAGGAAGAAGAGGAAGCACAGCAACUGAAGCAGGAGAAGGAGAUGAGAAUGCAGCACCACCUGGAAGGGCUCCAGAGAGAGGAGGAGGAGCAGGCGGACGUUUUGAAGAAUGAGAAGAAUGUUCGAUUUAAUCUAAGCCAGGAACAACAGCUGAGAGAAAAGCAGGUGGAGGAGGAGAGGUUGAAAAAUGACAUUGAAAGGAGCAAACGUCUUCAUGAAGAGGAGCUUCGCAGGGAGGAAGACGAGGCUCAGCAAAGGAAAAGGGCCACGAGAACACAUUUACGACAACAAGAGGAACUCGCGAGACAUGAAGAGGAGCAAACGGCGAGAGACAAAAUGAUGCAGCUGCACCAAGAGGAAAUGAGGAGAGAGGAAGAAGAGAACGAGCAGUUGAUGAGGGAAAAGGAUUUGAGGAACUCUCUCUUAACCGAUCAACUUAGCAGAGAGGAGGAGGAGGUUGCGUGGCUAAGGAGGGGCAAAGAGAUGAGAAUCAGGCUUUAUCAGGAGAGGCUGAGAAGAGAGGAAGAGGACGAGGUGGAAUCUUUCAAGAGAAAACAAAUGACCAGAAUGUGCCUACACCAGGAGAUGCUUAAAAGAGAAGAAGAAAAAGAAGUGGAGCAGCUACAGAGGGAAAGACAGACGAGAAUGAGUGUCUUCCAAGAAGAACUGAGAAUACAAGAGGUGAAUGAGUUGGAGAAAUUAUGGAGGGAAAUGACAGAGAGAUCACAUCACCUCCUGGAGGGGUUGCAGGAAGAGGAAAAACCUUUGACGAUGGAAAAUGCUGGGAGAAAAAAUAUUCAGUCUAGCAGUGAAGGAAAGAAGGCAAAACGGCUAAAGGGACAGAAGAAGGAGAGAAGGUUGGAGAAGGCCAAAUCGUGGCUUCGCAGGAAAGAGCACAGCACAAAGAAAGAAGCAAAAGGGCUUUUUAUGGGGGAGAUGGAGAGACCAAGGAUAGACCAUGGAGAAGAACUGCAAAGCGACAAUGAGGCAGAAAAAUCAAAGAGAGAGAUGACACAAUCAUGGAUAAGUCUGUUCAGCACAGCAGGAGAAGUGGAAGGGCAAUUUGCAAAGAAGAUGGAUUCAAGAACAAUGUGCCAUGGAGAGGAGAGAGAAAGGACACAAUCGUGGCUAACCCAGGAGUCAAGCACAGAAGAAGAAGUGGCGUGGAAAUUUCCAAGGAAGAUGGAGUCAAGAACAAUGCUCCAUGGAGACGAGACGGCGGUGACACAGUCGUGGCCAAGCCAGGAGUCCAGCACAGAGAAAGAAGUGGAAGUGCACUAUGUAAGGCACAUUGGGGCAAAAACAAGACUCCGUGGGGGAAGACUAAGAAGUCAAGAUGAGGAAGUCGGCUUCUGGGAAAGAGAGAGCAGAGUGCAGCUCCGCCACGAGAUGAGAGAAAAUGAGUUUGGAAGAUUUAGGAGAGAGAAGACGAGAUCGUGGCCCUGCAGGAAGGAGCACGGCUCAAGGGAAGGAGUGAAAGGGCUCUUCAUAGGGGGAACGGAGACGCAAACAAGUCUCCAUAAAGAGGGCUCCAGAAGUGAAGAUGAUGAGGGAGAGCUCUUCAACAAGGAGAAGAUCCUAUCGUUGGUCCGCCAGGUGGAGCUGAGGAGAGAAGAGGAUGAGGCACAACAGUCGGAGCGAGAGAAGACAAAAACAUGGCCUCGUAUGAAGGAGCGCAGCACAAAGAAAGAAGCAAAAGAGCUCUUUAGGAGGGAGAUCGAGAGAAAGAGAAUGCUCCGCGAAGAUGAGUCGAGAAGUGAUGAUGAGCAGGAAAAGGGGCAGAUGCAGCUCCAUCUGAAGAAGGUGAUGAGGAAAGAGGAUAAGGAACAGCAGUUUGAGAGAGAGAAGGCAAAAUCGUGGCCACGCAGGAAGGAGACGUUUAAAGGGGAGCUCCCUAAGGAUGAACUGAGAAAUGAGGAUGAAGAGGAAGGGAGCUUGAGAAAUGGGCUGAGAAUGUCGCUCAGCGAGGGGGGGUUGAAGGAGACUGAGGAUGAGGCAGAACGUCCAGAGAAAGAGAAGACAAAAUCAGGGAUUUGCACAGAGGAAGAUAUCAAAUUUAGAUUGAUAAAAAAAAUUGAAACACAAACAAGUUUCCAUGAAGAUGAAGUGGGGGAUGAGGAAGAUGAGAUAUGGUGCUCCUCAGGAGAUGAGGAAAAGGAAGGCCCGGUGGGGAGUCAGAAGCAGGUAGAAAGGUCAAAACAGGAAAAUGAAACGCAUGUCCAGCAGGAGGUAAGAAAAGAUGAUGCGGAAGAGGAGGAGUUUUUAAAAAGGCAAAAACAAAGAAGGAUUUUUCUUAUCACUGAAAAACUGAAGCAAGAGGAAGAAGAGGAAGUGGAGGAGUUACAAAGAGAAAAGGACACAAGAAUGCGCCAGUACAAAGAGAAGCUCCGAAGAGAUGAAGAAGUUGAGGCAGACAAUUUAAAGAGAGCAAAGGAGCAGAGAAUUUGUCUCCUUCUGGAAAAACUGAAGCAAGAGGAAGAGGAGGAGGCAGAGAGGCUGAAGAGAGACAAAGAGAUGCGAAUGAGUCUCCUACAUGAGAAGAUGCAGAGUGAGGCUGAAGAUGGGCAAUCCAAGUGGGGAAAUGAGGGAAGAACUUGGCUCCACCAGGAGGAACAGAACAAGCACGGAGAGGAGGAGAAAAGGACUCGAGAGGACGAGGAAAGGACUCGAGAGGACCUGCGGAAAGAGGACAAGGAGGCAGCAGAGGAAACGGCCCAGGUAGGACAAUCAAGGAACGAAAAAGAGAAGACCUCUCAUCUCCAGGAGGAGGUUCAGGUUCAGAGAACACGUCACAGCCAGGAAACAUCGAGGAACGCUGAAGACUACGAGGACGAGCAGUUCAAAAUGGAGGUGAAGCCAACGCAUUACUCUCAAGAUAAUCUGAAGACAGAGGAGGAUAACGACGCAGAGCAGUUAAAGGCCGAAAGUGAAAAUAGAAUGGAUCGUCUCCAGGAUGAGCUGAAGAGAGAAACGGAGGAGUUGAUCAACAAAUUGAAGGCUGAGAAGCAGAAGAGAACUCGGCUCCGACAAAUAAACCAGUGGGGGGAAACUGAGGAGAGAAAACUCAAGACUGAGUACAAGGAAAGGCUGAAGGCUUUGCGGCAGUAUCUCCUGGUCAAGAGAAGAGAUGAGGAGACCCUGUUGGACAAAAUGUUUGAGAAGGAGCAAUUAACAGAAUCUGCCUGGAUGGAUAGAGAUGAAGAUCAAUUACAGUUCAGGCAGGACCGUAAAGCUGCCAUCAGAGCGCUUUGCCUCGCAAUCGAAGACGAACGGGAAGUUGAAAAUGACAACAUGAAGGCUGAAAGGAGGCACUUCUUUGAGCGCAUUAAGGCGGAGCCAGAAGAGGACCUGCAUGAACUGAGAACCAGAUUUCAGGAAGACAGGACAGAGAACCUGACAUGUUUAAAUCCAGAGAUGAUCUCUCAGCAUGCACGGGAGAAGAGUUUCAACCUGGAGUUCCGCAGCACUUUUUCACCAACAAAUGGGCCAGCUCCGGAGCCCCAACACGAGAUAUUUAGUGCUUUCAAAUCAACUUCUCAGAGAACCAAAACUGCAUAUCCCUCACCCUUUAGGCCGACUCUGGCAGCUCCCCAUCCCAGGAACACCACACCUACCUACAGCACCACUCAUCCCUCAUUGGCUACCUCAGAGUCCCUGCUCAGUCAUGCAAAAGCAACACUGCCUGCAAACCCCUUCAUCACCACAUCCUUGAGAGAAAGAUACACGAUGAAUACUUCUGUAGCCUAUUGUAAUCAGCUGGGCCUGAAUAGAUCCAAUGAGAUCACGGUUUAUCGUUUCCAAAGACAAAAUUCACAAUGGACUGCUUCUCCACUGUUUUCUCCACCAGAGCUCAAGGAAUAUGCGCAAGACAUCGGAAUUAGUCCAGAAAAAGAGCCAGAGCUUAUGUGGCUUGCGAAGAAAGCCAUGGUUACCCAACUACCGACAGGAUGGUUAGAACGUGAGGAUGAGAGUGGAAAAAUGUCCUACUACAACUGCCAAUUAGACACAUCCAUUCGGGAACAUCCCUGCAAAGCGCGCUACUGUCAGCUGGUGGUUCAAGAGCGCGAGCGUCUCCUCAAUUCAGCUGUUGAUGGGAUUCCUAUUGUGAAGAAUAAAAAAGUGAAGGAAAAACUGGAGAGCUCAAGGGACACCGAUCUAGAACCAGCAGAAGAAAGUUUUAGCAUGGCUAGUUCUCUGGACCGCGGUUGCGAUUCACCACAGCAACAGCUAUCGGGAGAGUUUUUCAGCUCUGAUCUUUUAGAGCGAGUAGUUGAAGAAGAGGAGCAAGAAGUGAAGAAUAAGAACAUCACAGCAGCUGAAAGUUACCUUGAAUGUGCAGCAACCAAAGGUGGACUGCAAAUCCUUGAGGAGCACCCAGAUGAAGAAUUUGAGUUCUCUGAACAAGGCAUCAAGGAAUAUGCUCAGGAUAUGGGCAUCGAUCCAGAGAAAGAGCCUGGCCUGAUGUAUCUUGCCAAGGAGGCCAUGUUUGCCCGACUUCCUCCAGAUUGGAUUUCUUUGAAAGUCCUGGAAAGUGAGGAUAUUUUCUAUUACAACUACCAUUCAGCCACAUCUACAUGGGAACAUCCUUGCGAUGCGCACUACCGCAAAUUGGUGGCUCAGGAGCGUGAGCGCUUACAGCAGGCUGCUGUCUUGGCAUCGGAAGGCAAACAACACACGGAGAAAACAAACAGCGAUUGCAGAGGUGCUGAUGCUGACUCAACUGAGGAGAGGAGCAAGCCAGAAGUGAUCGAUCAUGACAACCACAGUAUUGAAACCACACUGCAACAGCAACAAGCAGAGUUUGGUGUCUCUGGCAGCUGGAUUUGUGGCAGUCGACUGGAGACUGAUGCCAAAGAAAAAUGGGACAUUGACGCUACCAAGAGCCACCUUGUGUCUGGAGCAAGCACAAGCAGUCUACAAACCCACGAAGAGCACAAGGAUGAAGAACUUCCUGAGGAAGAGAUUAUGCAAUAUGCUCGUGACAUAGGCAUAGAUCCAGAGAGAGAGCCAGAGCUUAUGUGGCUUGCCAAGGAGGCCAUAGAUGAAAAACUGCCUCCGGGAUGGUUAGAGCGAGAAGAUGAAAGUGGAAACAUUUACUUCCACAACUGCCAAUUAGACACGUGCGUUUGGGAACACCCUUCAAGAAUGCACUACAGUCAGCUGGUGGUUCAGGAGCGUGAGCGUAUCCAGCGCGCCGCUGUCGAUGGGCCCUCGGUGGUGAAGAAGAGCAAGAAGAAAGUCAAAGACAAAAAGGAGGGAAAUAAAAGGGGGAAGAAGAAUUCACGAAGUAUUCGUGUGGAUUCAUCUGAAGAAAUUUCAAAGACUAUUACGGAAACAGUACAGCAGCAGAUGUUGGGAGAUCUGCAGGAUUCCCAUAUUUUGGCAAAAGAUAUUGAAAAGGUGCGCAAUGAAGAAGGAACGUGUGAGAAGGCUGAGAUUGGGAUGAGGCCUUCAAAAUUUGAGAGCACAGUGGAAGAAAACCAAAACUAUCAAAGCAACUCAGAAGAGAUGAGUGAGAGGAAGAAUGAAAAGGAAAAGGGUGAUUAUAGACAGAAAAAUGUCAAGAAAGAGAAAAGAAGCAAGGAAGAUGGGAAGGAGGGCACAGAUGUCAUGAGCAAGGAGACAAAAAUCCAUCUUCUCCAAAAAGAGAGAGGGGAUGAGGGUGAGGUGUGGCACUUGAAAUGUGAAAUGGAUAUACAAAAGCAUCUCCCCCACAAAGAACUCGUAAAGAAAGUGGUCAAGAGUUUGACCGGGAACAAAGAGGAAGAAGGUCGACUCCAUAAGGAACACCUUAAGAAAGAAGAGGAGGAGAUGAAGCUCUUGAAAAAGGAGACAGCGUUGCGGAUCUCCUGCUACCUCGAGCAGCUAAAGAGAGAGGAAGAGGUGGAGGCAGAGCGCUUCGUAAAGGAAAAGGAAAUGAGAACUCAUCAAUAUCAGAUGGAGCUGAAGAGAAAGGAACAGGAGGAGAUGGAGCGCUUAAAGAAGGAGAUGGAAAGUAGAAUAUCGCUCUAUAAGGAGGAACUGAGUACGGAAGAAGAGAAGAAGGUGGAACAUUUCAAAAAGGAAAGGGAGAUGAGAAGACAUUUGUGGCAGGAGAAGUGUAGGAAGGAAGGGGAGGAGGAAGAGUUGAGAAGACAGCUCCACUUGGAGAAACUGAAGAAAGCGGAAGAGGAAGAAGUUGCACAGUUUAAGAGGGAAAAAGAAAAGAGGAUGUGCCUCCUGAAAAAAGAAGAGGAUGAAGAAGUGGAAGAGUUCAUGAGAGAGAAAGAGAUGAGAACAAGUCUCCGUCUGGAGGAAAGGAAGAAAGAGGAGGAGGAGGAAGCGAAUAACUUCAAACGGGACAAGGAGGCCAGAAUGGAUCUUUUUCAUCAAAAGAUGAUGGAAGAGGAAGAGGAGGAGAAAGAACGCUUGAAGAAGGGAAAGGAGGAGCAAAUUCGUUUUCACCGGGAGGAGGUGAGGAGAGAGGAAGAGGAAGAGUUGGAGCGAUUAGAGGCAAACAAAGAGGCAAGGAUGUCUCAGCACCGGGAACAGCAAAGAAGAGAGGAAGAAGAGGAACAAAUGCAAAGGGCAGAGGAGGAACAAGAGAAGAUAACCAAGGACAAGGAGAAGAGAAUGGAGAAGCUGAGGAGAGAUGAAGAGGAGGAGCUCCAGCGGUUGAAACAAGAGAAGCAGUCGCGAGUGCAUCUCUGCCAAGAAGAGCUGAUUCAAGAGGAAGAGGCAGAGGUGAACAUCUUAAAGACUGAGAAGGAGGCAAGGAUGCAAGAUCGCCAACAGGAGCUGAUUCAAGAGGAAGAGGCAGAGGUGAACAUCUUAAAGACUGAGAAGGAGGCAAGGAUGCAAGAUCGCCAACAGGAGCUGAGAAGAGAGGAAGAGGCGCUGGUUGAGGAGUUGAAGAGGGAGGAGACCAGGAUAAAAAUGGAGAUCAACCUCUGCAAGGAGAAGUUAAGGCGAGAACAAGACGAGGUGGCCGACUUAAGAACAAAAAUGGAAAUGAGAAUGUGCUCGUUCCGGGAAGAGCUGAUGAAAGAGGAAGACGAGGAGGCGAAGAGGUUGAAGACUGAAAUUGAGACGAGAAUUCAACUGCACCAGGAGAAGCUGAGGAGAGAAGAAGAGGAGAAGGCAGAGCAGUUGAAGAGCGAGCUGGAGGAAAGAAUGUCCGACCACCGGGAUAGACUCGCCAGAGAGGAAGAGAGAGAGCUUGAGCAACUGAACGCGCAAAAGAAAGUAAAAAUGGAACUCUACCAGGAGAAGCUAAGAGGGGAGGAAAAGGAGGAAGCGGAAGAGUUGAAGGCAGGAAAGGAUGCUCGAAUGCGUGCCUGCUGGCAAGAGUUAAAGAAAGCGGAAGGAAAAGAGGUGGAGGAGUUGAAGAGGGAGGGCUCGAGAGUAAAGUCAGAGAUGGAAAAGAGGUUGCAGCUCUGCCAGGAGACUCUCCGCAAAGAGGAAGAGGAGGAGAUGAAGAGGUUGAAGACGGAGAAGGAGACGCGAGUGGGCCUUCGUCAAGACAAGUUGAGAAAAGAGGAAGCGGCGGAGGUCAAGCAGAUGAAGACAGCCAAGGAGACGAGGGUACAUCGCCGCAGGACCGAGCUGAAGAAGGAGGAAGAGGAGGCCGCCGAGCAGUUGAAGGCUGAAAAAGACGUCCAAGUGCGUCUCAACUGGGAGAAGUUGCGUCGGGUGGAGGAGGAGGAGAUGGAGCGCUUCCAACAGGAAGUUGAAAUGAAAAUGCGGCACUGCCGAGAGAAGCUAAGGCGAGAGGAAGAGGAGGUGGAGAAGUUGAAGGAGGAGGAGAGAACCAAAAAAGAACAAAUGCAAAUGAGAUUGCGUCUUCGCCAGCAGGAGCUCAGCCGCGAGGAGGAAGACGGGCUGCAGCGUUUGAAGACCGCAAAGGAAGCAAGAAUGAACCUCUGCCAGGGAGUGCUGAGGAGAGAGGAAGAAGAGGAGGCUGAGCGUUUGAAAAUUGACUUUGAGAAGAGAAUGCGUCUUCAACAGCAAGAGCUGAUGAGGGAGGAAGAAGAGGAGCUGGAGCGUUUGAAGACGGUGAAGGAGGCAAAAGUCAGACUCUACCUGGAGGAACUCAACAAAGAAGUCAACGAGGAGUUUGAGUGCUUGAAGAAGGAGAAAGAGCGACAGAUGCACUUCCACCUGGAGGAAUUGCGGAGAGUGAAGGACGAGGCGGCCGAGCGUCUGGAGACCGAGAGGGAGAACCGAUUGCAGCUCCACCUGCACGAGCUGAAAAGGAAAGAAGCCAAGGAGGUGGAGCAGUUCAUUCUGGAGAAGCAGAUGCGAUUCAAGACAGAGAUGGAGGAAAGAAUGAGCGUUUUCGUGGAGGAGCUCCGAAGAGAGGAAGAGGAGAAUGCAAAACAUUUGAAGAGGAGGAAAGAGAUUCGAAUCGGCGUUUGCCACGACGAACUGCGGCGAGAAGAGGAGGAGGAGGUGGAACGUAUGAAGAAGGAGAAAGAAAGUAGAAUGUGUCUCUUACGAGAGGAACUGAGGAAGGAGGAGGAAGCGGAGGCACAGCUUCUGAAAAAGGAGAAAGAGGCGAGAACGUGUCAGCAGAAGAAUAAGCUGAAGAGAGACGAAGAGGACAUGUUAAAAAGGGAGAAGCUGAAGAAAAUGCGUGGCCGGCAGGAAAAGCUGAAGAGAGAGCACGAAGAAAGCGUCGAGAAGUCGAGGACUGAAACGGAGACACGGUUGCGCUUCCGCCAAGAGGGGGAGAAGAUCAAGAGAACAUUGGUGUGUCCGGAGGAGCUCAUCAAAGAGGAGGAUGCAGAGUCAUCAGUGAGGGAAAAGGACAAUCAGCCAAGUGAAGAGGCCAGUGCCAAGCUAACUCAGUCAGGCCAAGAAGAUCAGGAUGAAGGAGUAGAGAAAGGGUGGAAAGCAAAAACGCAACUCCAGAAGAUACGAGCAGAUGAGGAAUGCUUGAAGAGUGAGAAGGUGCAUGCAGAGUAUUUGAAACAAGAGAAACCGAAGCCAUUGCAUCUCGAUCAAGACAACACGAGUACGGAGGACGAGGAGAAAGAGACAGCACGUCUUUGCCUCGAGGAACUGAGUAAAGAGGAAGAGGAGGAGAUGGAGCGGUUGAAAAAGGAAAAAGAGCAUCGAACCCUUCUCCGCCAGGAGGAGCUGAGGAGACAGGAAAGUGAGGAGCUGCAGCGGUUGAAAAGGGAAAAGGCAGCGAGAAUUUUUCUCUGCCAGGAGGAGCUCAGGAGUAAAGAAGACGAGAAGGCGCGUUUGUUAAAACAGGAGAAGGAGAGGAAGACGCAGCUCCUCAGGGAGCAGCUGAAGCGAGAGGAGGAGGACGAGGUGGCACGCUUGAGGUGGGAGAAGGCGAAGAGGACACGCCUCCUGCAGGAGAAGCUGUGGCGAGAUGAGGAGGAGGAGCGGUUGAACCGAGAGAAGGAGAAAAGAGCGUGUCUCCGGAAAAUGGAGCUGAUUCGAGAGGAAGAGGAGGAGCGAUUGAAGAAGGAGCGGGAGAAAAGAACACGUCUUCGCCGGGAGGAGCUGACGAAGGAGGAAGAGGAAGAGUUGGAGAGGUUAAAGAGGGAAAAGGAAAAGAGAAUGCUUUUACGCCAAGAGGAACUGAAGAAGGAGGAAGAGAGAGAAGCGGAACAGUUCAAAACGGAAAAGGAGAAAAGAAUGCGUCGGCUCCUGGAGGAACUCAAGCGAGAGGAGGAGGAGGAGCGCUUGCAGAAGGAGAAGGAGAAGAGGAUACGUCUCUGUCUGGAUGAGCUUAGGAGGGAGGAGGAGGUGGAGAUGGUCAAGCUAAGGAGGGAAAAAGAGCAGAGAAUGCGUCUCUGUCAGGAGAGGCUCAGAAGAGAAGAGGAGGAGGAGAUGGAGAAGUUAAAAAGGAAGAAGGAGAAGAGAAUGCAUCUCCGCCAGGAGGAGCUGAGGAGAGCGGAAGAAGAGGAGUUGGAGCAGGUCAGGAAUAAAAAAAUGGGCGUCUUCCAACUGGAUCAGCGAAGCGAGAAAGACGAGGAGAUGGAGAGAAUAUCCAGCAAGAAAGAAAAAAAAUUGCGGCUUCGUCAAAUGAGCCUGAGGGGAGAAGAGGAGAAGAAACUGAAGUUUGAGUCCAAGGAAAGGCAGAGGGCUUUGCGCCAGUGUCUGCUGGUCAAGAGGAGAGACGAGGACCCAUUGUUGAUGUCUGACCAGAAGGAGGAACUAACAGAAUGUGCCCACAAGGAGAAAGAAGAGGGGCAACCUAAGAUCAGAAGAACGUCAAUUUUUUCAAACCUGAGGUUUGUGAAAUCGUCGUACUUAGAGACCCACCGCUAAGUUUAAUGAUGCAGAGCGUGUGCAAUAUUUCACGUUUGCCGAUUGUAUGUCUCAGAAGCUAGGAGACAUGAAGAUGAAGGAUCUGACCGAUACCUCUGUGGGAGUUUUGAAACCAUGGCACAGGCCAGUCCGCCCACAUGGUCCAAGUAACAGCAUCAGAUCUUCUGUGCUUUGUGACCGAAGGUUCAGAAGCACCACACCUGCUCUCAGUAGAUCGGUUUUAAUGUGUGCGCGCGCGUUUGUAAUUGAUUCUGUAGGAGCAUCUAAUGGUAGGAAAAUGUCUUUUUUUUUUUCUUUUUUUUUGCAACUGCGCAAUUAUUGUUGUGGGCCGCUAAUUGAAUAGCAAUGAUAGAGUACAUGCUCAUUUCAGGGUUCAGUUCUCUUAAUGUGUGAGGAAUUUUGAAAUAGAUACAUUUUCACGUUUCACAAGGUUCUUGAUUUUUUGCAGUCUUUUUAACACCACAAAUGUCUUAUGUGCGUUGCAUUCACUUCAUAUUAACUGAGGUCCUGAGUUUGUUCAGUGACUAUUCAUAUUUUUGGCACCCACCUGCAACAAACAAUCUGAAAGAUUAUAUGACAAGGAACCUUUAUUCAAUAACCGUUGAUUAACAUAACCGACAUGAUUUUUUAAUGCAAAAAAAAAAAAAAAACUUCCCGCAUCGCAUCUGAAACUAUCAU
Molecule: messenger RNA, 13780 nt
Organism: Syngnathus acus (greater pipefish)
Lineage: Eukaryota; Metazoa; Chordata; Actinopteri; Syngnathiformes; Syngnathidae
Exons: 39
Coding region: 350-13102 (4250 amino acids)
Molecular function (GO): protein binding
Source: RefSeq, a predicted model, not a curated record